ACGCCAUCAAAUAUGGUUCCGUCUCCGAUAUUUACGUAUCCAAUCGAAUUUUGGAUUCUUAUAUAAAAUUUGGCUUCUUGGGUUAUGCACAUAAGUUGUUCGAUGAAAUGCCUCAGAGAGAUUCUGUGUCUUGGAACACGGUGAUUUCUGGAUACACAAGCUGUGGGAAAUUGGAGGAUGCAUGGUCUUUGUUUACAGAUAUGAAGAGAUGUGGAUGUUAUGUUGAUGGGUAUAGUUUUAGUAGGUUAUUGAAAGGGAUUGCUUCUGCGAAAAGGUUCGAUCUUGGAGAGCAAGUGCAUGGUUUGGUUAUAAAAGGAGGUUAUGAGUGUAAUGUGUAUGUUGGAAGUUCGCUUGUUGAUAUGUAUGCGAAAUGUGAAAGAGUUGAAAAUGCUUUUGAGGCUUUUAUGGAGAUUUCAGAGCCUAACUCUGUUUCAUGGAAUGCUUUGAUUGCUGGAUUUGUGCAAGUGCGAGAUAUCGAGACUGCUUUUUGGUUGUUGGGUUUGAUGGAGAUGAAAGCUGCUGUGACUAUGGAUGAUGGCACUUUUGCUCCACUUCUUACUUUGCUUGAUGAUCCGAUGUUUUGUAACUUGUUGAAGCAAGUUCAUGCUAAGGUUUUGAAACUCGGGCUUGAACACGAGAUUACUAUAUGCAAUGCGAUGAUCAGCUCUUAUGCAGAUUGUGGUUCAGUAUCCGAUGCAAAGAGAGUUUUUGAUGGCUUGGGUGGCUCAAGAGACUUGAUUUCGUGGAAUUCGAUGAUCGCAGGUUUCUCUAAACACGAGCAAAAGGAAUCUGCUUUUGAACUAUUUAUUGAAAUGCAUAGGAAUUGGAUCGAAACUGACAUUUAUACUUACACCGGCAUCGUAAGUGCUUGCUCUGGCGAAGAACAUCAGAGUUUUGGAAAGUCUUUGCAUGGUUUGGUGAUAAAGAAGGGAUUUGAACAAGUAACUUCUGUUUCAAAUGCAUUGAUCUCUAUGUAUAUUCAGUUUCCUACAGGCGUCAUGAAAGAUGCUCUGUCUCUAUUUGAAUCCUUAAAAUCUAAGGAUCUUGUCUCUUGGAAUUCAAUUAUGACAGGGUUCUCCCAAAAAGGUCUCAGCGAGGAUGCAGUAAAGUUCUUUAGCUACUUAAGAUCUUCAAACAUAGAAGUCGACGAUUACGCCUUCUCUGCAGUUCUCAGAUCAUGCUCGGACCUAGCAACACUCCAGUUAGGUCAGCAGACUCACGCUCUUGCCACUAAAUCAAGCUUCGAAUCAAACGAGUUUGUAACCAGUUCUCUGAUCUUGAUGUACUCAAAAUGUGGAGUAAUUGAGAACGCGAGAAAAUGCUUCGAGCAGAUUUCUUCCAAACACAGUACAAUAGCUUGGAACGCGAUGAUUCUAGGAUACGCUCAACACGGUUCAGGCCAAGUCUCUCUUGAUCUCUUCUCUCAAAUGUGUAACCAAAACGUGAAACUAGACCAUGUAACCUUCACUGCAAUUCUAACAGCUUGUAGCCACACCGGUUUUAUACAAGAGGGACUCGAGUUGCUCAACUCGAUGGAAUCUGUUUACAAAAUCCAACCUCGAAUGGAACAUUAUGCAGCUGCAGUUGAUCUCUUAGGCAGAGCAGGGCUUGUGAACAAAGCGAAAGAGUUAAUCGAAUCAAUGCCAUUGAAUCCUGAUCCAAUGGUGUUGAAAACUUUCCUUGGAGUUUGCAGGGCUUGUGGAGAGAUCGAAAUGGCUACUCAAGUGGCUAACCAUUUGCUAGAGAUCGAACCAGAAGAUCAUUUUACGUAUGUUUCGUUGUCUCAUAUGUAUAGUGAUCUAAAGAAAUGGGAAGAGAAAGCAAAUGUGAAGAAGAUGAUGAAAGAGAGAGGUGUAAAGAAAGUUCCAGGUUGGAGCUGGAUUGAGAUUAGAAAUCAAGUUAAUGCCUUUAAUGCUGAAGACCGAUCUCAUUCUCUUUCGAAAGAGAUUUAUUUGAUGAUUGAAGACUUGACUCAGGAAAUGCAGUGGCUUGAUUCUGAUAAUGGGUUUGAUCAAGCUUCACUUAUUGGUGUAAAUUUUGUUUUUUGACGAUAAGUUCUUGUUUUAAAUCACUUACUGUUUCUUUAAUUUAAAACCAAUAAUAAUAAUAGAGAUAUCGAGAGACU
Arabidopsis arenosa is the source of this 2125-nucleotide messenger RNA. Lineage: Eukaryota; Viridiplantae; Streptophyta; Magnoliopsida; Brassicales; Brassicaceae. The record is from the annotation of a GenBank genome assembly.